AUGAUCAUCGGAGCAGUAAUGCAGGGCUUGUCGCAGAACCUCGCCAUGUUUAUCUUCAGUCGAAUUUUCCUUGGCCAUGGUAUUGUCUAUGCCAUCAUCUCCGGCGCCGCUCUUCUCGGCGAAUUAGGCCAUCCCAAAGAGCGACAGUUCUUAGGCAGUCUCUUCAACGCAUUCUUCGGAGUAGGCUCCGUGCUCGGGGCGGGUAUCGUCGUGCGUACGUUACUAAUCCCGAGCGACUGGUCUUGGCGCCUCCCCUCCAUCCUCCAAGCAGGCCCUUCUGUUAUCCAGAUCAUCUUUGCUUUCACGGUCCCGGAAAGCCCUCGAUGGCUGGUUUCAAAAGAUCGCAGCGAAGAAGCUCUUGAGAUCUUGAUCAAGUACCAUGCGGAAGGCGAUGCAUCGGCUGAGCUACCUCACCUUGAGAUUGCCGAGAUCAGGAAAGCCCUGGAGUUGGAGAACGAAUCGCGACAACGUGGCUGGGCCGAGCUCUUCCAAUCCAAAGGCAUGCGACACCGUGCUCUUGUCGCCGCCGGCCUUGGCAUCUUCGUCCAGUACAGCGGCAACAACCUCAUCAGCCAAUACCUUGUGCCUAUCCUGGAAAAGAUCGGCAUUGAAGAUAGUCAUACCCAGGUGCGCUACAACGUCGGCUCAGAAGCAUGGGGCUUCCUCAUGGCGCUUGUCAUGGCAACUGUCACACCCCGAUACCCACGUCGCAGGAUGUAUCUGCUGUGUGCGAGUUGCUUGUUGUGCGUGUAUACCGCUUGGACCAUUGCUCAGGCUCGUAAUCGCCAGACUGGAUCUAAAGAGACAGGCUAUGCGGUUCUGGUCAUGAUUUUUCUCUACAAGCCCGCCUACAACAUCGCCUACAAUGCCCUCACAUAUGUCUACAUGGUCGAAAUCUUCCCCUACUACGUCCGAACCAAGGGUCUCUCAUGGUUUCAACUCUUCAAUCGUUGCUCCGUCAUGCUUGGAUCCUUCACCAAUCCCAUCGGACUGGAAGACCUUGACUGGAAGUUCCUCUUCGUUUACAUAGCUUUGCUGUGUUGCGAGAUUGUGUUCAUCUACUUCCUGUUCCCGGAAACGUACGGAAAGACAUUGGAAGAGCUUACUUUCUUGUUCGAAAGUGAGAAGGACGACGCCGAUGCGCUCGCUGCAACCACCGCCAAGGUCAUGGGUCAGGAUAGCAACGCCAUCGAGCUUCAUGAAGCGCCAGACAAGAAGGCCUAA
Alternaria metachromatica is the source of this 1224-nucleotide messenger RNA. RefSeq lists its product as uncharacterized. Gene Ontology annotation, biological process: transmembrane transport; carbohydrate transport. NCBI's taxonomy places the organism in Eukaryota, Fungi, Ascomycota, Dothideomycetes, Pleosporales, Pleosporaceae. Gene Ontology annotation, cellular component: membrane. Gene Ontology annotation, molecular function: carbohydrate:proton symporter activity. Bases 1 to 1224 code for a protein of 407 amino acids. The record is from RefSeq and is a predicted model, not a curated record. The transcript has 3 exons.